GUACGACGACAACGUUGCUGUUUUCGCGGCUAUAUACAUACACACAUACGCGUAAACAUAGAGCUACGUGCAUGCUGGUGUGCCGAGAUAACGAUAAGCCAACAACAUCGAGAGAGCAUGCGUGUAUUUAUGCAUGUGAAGUUGCAUUACAAACGUAACUCUCUCGCGAACGCAAGUAAAUAAACACUGGGAUUGAAGUGUAGUGUGUAUAACGUGCGUGUCGUGUACGGAAGACAGAGCUGGGGAUUCAUAAGCUUUUACUUCUCUCGAGCUGGGGAUGAAUACAAACACGCGUUAUAGUGGCGUGUGGAAGUGCCAUGUCGAAUAGCGAGCAGAGGAACUCUUUUUCAGAUUUUUCGAUAUACCGACGCGUUUCGAUGCUAUCGUCGAUCUUUGCAUUGGAGAUUUCUGUCUAGCAGAACACAAGGCACUGAUUGACUGAUCGCAAGAAAUGAUAAUCGUUUGAGGUCAUGCACGAUUAAACGAUUCCCUAAGAGAGAAUUCGCCUGAAGAAAAAUUCAAGUUCAAACCCGAGUAGAGAGUGAGCCGAGCGCGCUGUGACUUAUAUACCUGCACUAGCCGUUCGACAAAAGGAAAACCUACUGCGUGCUGACUUUUAACAGCCGUCGUGUGUAAUGACCGAGUUGAGAGGUUACACAACCAUCGUGACUGGGGGGGUUGUUGUCGCGCGCACGGGGUACACUUGCACUUGGACUUGCGCGCAGCGUAGGAUGCGGCCAAGGUCGUGGCAAGCGCGUACCCAUAUGCAAUUUCCCGGGAGUCGCGCUUCCGUUUACAGAUUACCGGCCGCGGAGCUGAUGAACUGCUGUUUGCCGAGUCGACCUGUGGUUAGAUCGGCUAUAAAGCUGGCGUCCGUGACUCUGACUGGUAUUUCUUCGGGUCCAUACACCGUCGAAACGUCGCCUUUUUCCCCGCAGUGUUCACACAAGUGACACACAAGAGCAGCAGGAUGAUGCAAGGCUCCCUGUGCGCACUGGUCGUCUUGUCGCUGGUCUGCCUCGUCAGGGCUGGGCCACCGGAUUGGAUCAGUGCUGAGAUCCUGGAGAUGGUGCAGUCUGAUAAGGGCAGGUGCAUGGCAGAACACGGCACAACCGAGGCGUUGAUCGACGACGUCAACAAGGGUAACCUGCCGAACGACAAAGCUAUCACUUGCUACAUGUACUGCCUCUUCGAGGCUUUUAGUUUGGUCGACGAAGAAGCGAACAUCGAGGUUGAGAUGUUGGUCGGCUUCCUGCCGGAGCACAUGCAAGCUGUGGCCAAUGAACUGAUCGACGUUUGCGCCAAGCUCGACGGUGCCGAUGUUUGCGAUAAGAUGUACGUCAUGGCCAAGUGUGUCAUGGAGAAACGUCCCGAUCUCUGGUUCAUGCUGUAAGAUGAGCGAGACUCGCGUAUACGUAGAUCUAUACCACAACAGGAACAGGACGGAUACGCGUAGGUUGAUUGAGAGAAUUGAAGAUCGAAGAUAAAUUUUUACCGGGAUAACUGAUAUUAUUUUCUUGUAUGUACAUUGUAAUAAUACGGCGUGUAAUAUACCCUAUAACUGUAACCAUGUAUUAUAUCGCAAUACAAAAACAGCAAUAAAGUUCAAUGCUUUUGGAUCGACGAUGGCCAUGAUUGACGCGCGUGUGUAUAUAUAUACACUGUACUACUUUGGAAGGAAAUAAAGUUCUUUUCAAAAUCGUC
Molecule: messenger RNA, 1704 nt
Organism: Nasonia vitripennis (jewel wasp)
Lineage: Eukaryota; Metazoa; Arthropoda; Insecta; Hymenoptera; Pteromalidae
Gene: Obp1
Product: general odorant-binding protein 69a
Exons: 5
Coding region: 971-1393 (140 amino acids)
Biological process (GO): sensory perception of smell
Molecular function (GO): odorant binding
Source: RefSeq, a predicted model, not a curated record